UAAAUCUUACACUAACCAGAAAAAAACUAACCAAAAUUUCCUCUAUUUUUCUCCCUCGUGGCGUCGGAGCUUCUCCGUCUCCAUCCGCCUCCGGCCGGUCCGAACCGCCCCCUCGUCCUCCUUCCAUGACCGCCGGACCCGGUCUGGCCCAUGCCGAACCCGUGGAAGAAGGCGCGGGCCGCCGCCCUCUCCCGGCUCGUUUCGGGCCUCGGCCGGCCGGACCGCGGCGCCUCGCUCGUCGUUCAGACCGGCUUCCCGACCUCCCUCGCCGACCUCGUCGUCAAGAACCGCGACCGCCUCAAGAAGCCCUCCCGUAAGAAGACCCCCUCCUCCCCUAGGGUUCCUGCCGUCGCCGCCGUCGAAGAUGCCGGCCGUCCGGUGUUUCGCAGCUCCCGGGACGGCGACGGUGGAAUCUUGGAGGAGUCCCCCUGCUCCCCACUCCCCAUUUGCGUGGAGAUCAAGAGAAAUGCGAGCGGGUCCGGAUUUGGGCUUCUGGUGGUGAAUUCGUUGGUUUUAAUGGUUCUGGCAAUCGAAAGGAGGAAGCUUGUCGCUGGGAUCACAGUCUCAGCGUUUGCCCUAUUUUUGCUCGAUUUUAUGGGGUUGCAGGUGUUUAAGUUCUUGAACCCGUGCUCGAAUGCGAGGAGGAGCUUGAAUUCGACGAUCGGAGAAUUGGAUUUGGAGAGGAGGGAGCGGGUUUCUCCUAUAAGGGAAGUUGGAGUCGAGAGCCAUGUGGAUUCGAUGCCAUCCGACAGGAAUUGGGAGGAAUCCUCCAUCGAUUCGGAUCAGGGGAGGGAGAUUUUGUCGGAAAGGAGGGAUCUUGCCGUGGGACGAAAUGUUGGUUCUUCUGGUAAUUCAAAAGGAAAGAAGUUUUGGAGGAAGUUUGUUCCCAAGAAGUCUAAUGGGAGUAAAAAAGGUAAAGAUGAAAAGUAUCUGGUUCCAAAUUCUAGUUCAAAUUUGAACAGAAGAGGAGAAAUCGAUAGCAUUACAGAAGAAGAUGUGGAUGAAUUAAUCAAUGCAAAAGGAGACAAGAAAGAUAGCAAUGAAGAAGUUCUGAGCUUCAUUGCCUCCACUGAAGUCACAAAUUUUGAUAAAGAGGAGAUUGGGGAUGUGAAUCGAGAAAUAAUUCGAAAGACUAGAUCAGGAGGCCCUCAGCAGUUUGUUUUCUUUGUCAUAGUUCUUUUUGGGCUUGCUGGAGGGAAGGCCGCAGCAGUCAUUCUAACUGUGUCUUGGUGUCUGUUCAUCCAAUUAACUGAAACCGUGUGUAAGAAAUGAAACAUACACGGAGCCAAUUUUCAGUUCUUUGAUAGGUUGUGCAUCAGCAAAAGGCUUUUUUAUUUGUUUUUUGGUCUCUGAAGUAUGGGGAAGGCUGUUGUAUGUAUCAUCGGUUAUCACGAUGGAAAGCUCAGCUCAGCCUUGCCACGGUGAGAGUCAUGAAGUUUGUAUAAGGUAUUGUACACAAAAGGCAAAAGGAAAAUUGCAAUUGUUUUUUUAUCC
Molecule: messenger RNA, 1494 nt
Organism: Elaeis guineensis (African oil palm)
Lineage: Eukaryota; Viridiplantae; Streptophyta; Magnoliopsida; Arecales; Arecaceae
Source: RefSeq, a predicted model, not a curated record